GCUAUUUCUUGGUUAGUUUGACAGUAGCCCAGUUGUUCAGAGUUUGACACUAGUCUUAUCAGUUGGCUGCCUGUCUGUUACUCUGCUGCCUGCUCAGAGUCACUGGCCGCUGUUUCCACUGUCACCGUUCGAAUGCAGACGGAUUAAGUUAUCUUUACAACCAAACUGACAACUUAAGGAGUUUAACACAAACUACUUUCUAGUUGUUGCUCGUCGCCAUGGACACUGUUCAGAAGUUGACGUCUGGGUUUGCUCUGGACCUGGGACCACUGAAAGAGCCCCUUGGAUUCAUUCGUGUCCUAGAAUGGGUCUUCACCAUCUUUGCCUUUGCAACCACUGGAGGUUACAGUGGAACAACCCAUUUUACAGUCAAAUGUCAACCUGACAAGGACGGGGUGGAUGUACAGGCUGUGUUUGGCUACCCAUUCAGGUUGCCAUCACACCCAUAUACGAUACCGACAUGUAACGGCAGUCCAUCCAAUCAGACCUACCUGCAGGGCGACUUCUCCUCCUCAGCAGAGUUUUUUGUUUGUGUUGGUGUGUUUGGGUUCCUUUACUGCACCGCAACACUCAUCCUCUACCUGGGCUACCAGAAUGUCUACCGCCAGACCAGCCGUGGUCCCAUCAUAGACCUGGUGGUCACCGCUGCCUUCGCCUUCCUGUGGCUUGUGUCCUCCUCAGCCUGGGGCAAAGGACUGACUGAUGUCAAAUGGGCCACGAACCCAGAGCAUCUAGUGGAGUCAUGCAAGGAUGUCUGUCACCCAGGAGACUUUCCUUCCAUGGGGCGCCUCAACGCCUCUGUGAUAUUUGGCUUUUUGAACUUGAUCCUCUGGGCAGGUAACUGCUGGUUCAUAUACAAGGAGACUCCAUUCCACAAGGAUCCCAACCCACCAGCCACCAUGGAAGAAGGAGGGGUCCCUGGGCCCUAGCCACAUCACUGAGAGUCGUCAAGCAUAGCCCUGUGCCCACAGCAGAAACGCUUUGUGCCCAACACUGGUCUCUAAUGUUAACCUGCUGAAAUGCCAACAUGUGUCAGAGCUAUUUUUCAGUUAUGGCUCAAGUUAAUGUAGUCCCAAAUGAUUGAGCAACCAUGAUUUUUUUUUUUUUUUUUAAAUCUGUCAUCACUGUAUGUAUUUGAUGUUCAGAACAGCAGGCCUGCAGUGCAUUUGCUUCCACAUUAGCACACUGUCCUCCCUUGAUGUCCGUCCUUCACGGAGCCACCCAGUCAUGAAAUUGUGACGUAAGAACCCAAAAUCUCUACUGGUCUAUUGGGGGAAAGAUAAAUCAUUAACAGAAGUUGAAAGCAAACAUCCCUCACAUCUAGUAAAAGUAAGAAACAAAAUCCGGAAGCAAACGUUUUAGGCUAGAGUAAAUGCACACCUGGGGUUCUGGGCAGGAGUCCAUUAAUGGGAUGAUUCCAUCUGUAAGAGGAAGUAAUAUAGUACGAGUAAAGUACUGUAAUUAUAACAUGUCCGUUACAUCAAUUUAAAUAGAUGAGUGAUGGUCAAAAUAUGCUCAAUGCUCGUUUCCUCCAUUUAAAGAAAAAAGCAUAUCUGGUCUAUAAAGAGUGAAGCACGUGUUCUCUUCUUUUCUAAGCUCGGCCUCUGAGACACCAGACCAUGUAACAAUUAUAUUAACUCUAAUAUGCCAUCUCCCUACCAAUGUUCUAUGCUACUGACAUUCACACUAAUGCUCAAAUAUACUUCAAAGCACUACUUCAACAAACUUUGAUUUUCUUGUGAUUAAAAGGAAUACACACUAAGUAAAAGACAAAUCACACUACGAUCCACUGCUAUUCUCCGUACUUCAAGAGGGUAAGCAAAGACUCUUAUUUUGAAAGUGUCAUUUUGGGUGAUGUUUCAGGUUGGUUGUGACAGCAUUGGCCACAGUCUUGUUUAUUUUCAGCCUGUAUCCAGAACAAGGCAGGUUCUUUACAUGUUUACUCCAGCAGCUGUUGUACAUGAGUUCACAGUGGAAGUGAUCGAAUGAUGUUAGGCCAAACCAUGUUUAGUUCCUGUUCGGUCAAAAUGUUACAUUUACACUACUCCAUAACACUAAGACUUGAUUGAAUGAUCUUUUGCAAAAUGUGACUUGCAGUGACAUUAUUUAUAUACAGUGCAAAUGUAUUUUUAUCUACAGUAAUUGGUCAGUUGCAUAUUUUUAAAACCAAUGUUGGGUUUCUGUUUGUAUUUCCCAGUGAAAAAGUGCCAGUGUGCAGCUUCUUCUUGAUUUUCUUUUUGUAAUGUUAGUUUUGCUGUUAGGUGUGUUGUACCACUGAGUAGCUGUAGGCCUAAUCAAGAUUAAUAGUUAAAGUAACAAAAGUGACAAGAUGUGGUUGCCAGAUGUAUGUAAUCUUGUUGUAUUUCUUUAUGGCUCUUGCCCAUAGUUCUGCUCUACAUGUAACUUUACAGCCAAUGCUAUACACUACAAGGUUAUGUAUUGAACUCCUAUCGUCACUGUUUAUCAAUAUGUGUCAAUACAUUGAUUAUUUGCAUUGCACUAAGAGGGAUGUAAUGAUCUCUAUGAAGUAACUGUUUUGAGUAAUUGGGCCGCCUGUGCAGCUGUUUUUUCCACCAGCGUAUCCUCUGUAGGAAAUAAAAAAAAGGGCUGUUUGGGUCACUAUAAGUAAAGUAAUAUAUUUUCCACAUCAUACUGAAAUGAGACACAUAUUUUGUUAGAUACUUAGUCUAUUUUAAAAGAUAAAAAAUGGUUUAAUUAGAGCACAGUAAUAUGUGGGAUGUUUGUUAUGGAUUAUUGAAAUUGGAUUUGAUAUAUUUUAUGCUUUGUUUGUGCAAAAAGAAACAAUGAUUUAACUGUAUUGACAAGUGUAAAACACGAGACCUGUAACUGCUGGAUUUUGUCUCUUUUUUUCUUUGUUUUACAAAAUGAGUUUAUAAAUUAGUGUGCCUGUA
Centropristis striata (black sea bass) is the source of this 2912-nucleotide messenger RNA. RefSeq names its product synaptophysin-like 2a (gene sypl2a). Gene Ontology annotation, cellular component: synaptic vesicle membrane; synaptic vesicle. The transcript has 6 exons. The record is from RefSeq and is a predicted model, not a curated record. Lineage: Eukaryota; Metazoa; Chordata; Actinopteri; Perciformes; Serranidae. Bases 219 to 929 code for a protein of 236 amino acids.